UCGUACGGUGGCCUUGAUUUUCGAGGACGAGUUCCUAUGAAACCAGUAUCCAGAAAGACAAACGAAGGCAAACCUGCCCCUGGAACUACAAGGACUAUGAACAGGAUGGCAGGCAGGUGUGAUCAUAAUGAAGAAGAAAGGUAUGACCAUAGAAAGGGUGAACUGUUUAAAAAUCAACUAAAAGGCCCUGGAAGUAUUUUUUGGGACUUUAAGAUAAACAUUUUAGGUGUAAAGGAUGAUACUCCAAUCCAUUUAUGUGAUAAAUGUGAAUUACCUAUUAAAAUUUAUGGGCGCCUGAUACCAUGCAAGCAUGUUUUUUGCUAUGGCUGUGUUAUUUUGCAUGUAAACAGAGCAAAUAAGAUAUGCCCAGGCUGCAAUGACGCAGUACAGAUAAUUGAACAACAUAUGCUGGGUUCGCUUUUCAUGUGCAGCAUGGUUCCAGGGUGCAAGAGAACAUACUUGUCUCAAAGAGACUUACAGGCUCACAUCAACCACCGCCAUUUGAGACCCAUAAAGUCUGUUACUCCUACUCUGAUCAAAAAUGUUCAUCCUCCUAUUGGUCCACCACCAGCUGAGAUUCCUGAUCGUUUUACAACACCUUUAGAUGAGCAUCAAGUGAGCCAUAUUCAACCAAAGCAGCACAUCAGGAUGCCACCACCCCCUUUACAGCAUGUACCUGGGGAGCAUUGUAAUCGACCAUGUGAGGACACUGGAGCUCUUUCUGCGGAGGUAUUGAUGCCUCCACCCCCACCCUCAUUUCCUUGGGUGGGGCAGGAAUCCUUUGGAUUUUCAACAAGAAAGUUUAGCAAUCUAAUAACUGUUCCUAUUCAGAAUGAUUCAAGUUCAGGUGCCAGAGAACCACCACCUCCUGUCCCAGCACUUGCUCACCAGAAUACUGAAUUUCAAGGUCAACUAGUGAUUUCUCACCCUCCUCCUACUGUACCUCCGUGUCUACAUUAUGGACCACCACCACCACCUCUGCCUCCUCCACCUCCUGCACUACCAGUGAGCCACCCAAUGCAGCAUCCUUCCCAGGCAGCAGGUACUUUUCCUAUUGUUUAUAGCCAAGCUUUUUCUCCACCGGUGACCUCUGUUCUCCCACCAGUUCCUCCACCCUUUGGACAUAUCAGUGCCCAGAAGCUGCCGUAUGUGCAUCAUCUUAUACCAGGACUACCUCCCCGCCCUGGACAGGGUGGUCUGCCUGUAAAGGUCCCUGCACCUCACCACAGUUAUCCUAACUCUUGUCGGUGGUUUCCUGAACAUAAAGAAACUCUUAGGCGUCCAUUCACACAGCCAGGUGGAUUGAGGCCUGGUAUGUGGCCUGCACCAAGAGCGCUACCCCAACAUCUACUUCCAACUGCACGAAUGCAGGGUCCACCUCAAGGAAGACAUUGUGCUGAUCAGAUAAGAUAUAAGCCAUAUUACUAUUGAUUGGACUGUGAAGAUACACUGGGGGUUGAGAGCUGGUACUGAA
Molecule: messenger RNA, 1474 nt
Organism: Vombatus ursinus (common wombat)
Lineage: Eukaryota; Metazoa; Chordata; Mammalia; Diprotodontia; Vombatidae
Product: E3 ubiquitin-protein ligase Hakai-like
Exons: 1
Biological process (GO): protein ubiquitination; regulation of cell adhesion
Molecular function (GO): ubiquitin protein ligase activity; metal ion binding
Source: RefSeq, a predicted model, not a curated record